Hypanus sabinus (Atlantic stingray) is the source of this 1200-nucleotide messenger RNA. RefSeq names its product G2/mitotic-specific cyclin-B1-like. Gene Ontology annotation, cellular component: nucleus; cyclin-dependent protein kinase holoenzyme complex; cytoplasm. Gene Ontology annotation, biological process: mitotic cell cycle phase transition; regulation of cyclin-dependent protein serine/threonine kinase activity. The transcript has a single exon. NCBI's taxonomy places the organism in Eukaryota, Metazoa, Chordata, Chondrichthyes, Myliobatiformes, Dasyatidae. The coding region runs from base 1 to 1200 and encodes 399 amino acids. Gene Ontology annotation, molecular function: cyclin-dependent protein serine/threonine kinase regulator activity. The record is from RefSeq and is a predicted model, not a curated record.
AUGGCUGUGCAAAUCAGAAGGAGUGCACGUAGUUCUACAGUGGACAUCCAAUCCAAGAGUCUUCAUACAGUGACAACCUUGGAACACAGAGUUGCCUUGGUGGAUAUCAUAAAUAAACCAUGCGGUUUUAAGUUGGCUGCAAAGAAGGAUGAAAUAAUACUUCUCCCAAAUACAAUAAAGUGUGCCUCUCCAAAAACGGAACCUGCAAAGAUGAGCAAACAACCAGAGGUUCUACAGCAAGAAUUCUUUCUAGAAGAUUUAGUAAAAAUUGAGGUACCACCAACUCCAAUGGACAUUUCAAUGUGCGUGUCAGAAGAACUGUGUGAUGCCUUCUCGGUCUCAGUCCUUCUUGUUGAAGAUAUUGAUAUAAAUGAUGGCAACAACCCAGUACUCUGCAGUAACUAUGUUAAAGAUAUCUACAAGUAUUUAAGACAACCAGAGGUCGAGCAAGCAGUGCAACCAAACUACUUGGCUGGGCAAGUGAUAACUGGAGCUAUGUGUGCUAUCUUAAUUGACUGGCUUGUGCAAGUUCAAGUAAAAUUUAAGCUACUUCCAGAAACGCUCUACUUGACUGUGUCCAUCUUGGACAGGUUUCUCCAGGAUAACCCAGUAACCAAGAAAAAUCUGCAACUUGUUGGUGUCACGGCAAUGUUUAUUGCUUCUAAAUAUGAAAAGGUUUAUUCUCCAGAAAUUGGGGACUUCGUCAUCAUCACUGAUAAUGCUUAUACUACUGCUCAAGUACGUCAAAUGGAGAGGUGGAUAUUGAAGAAACUCUGCUUUUCUCUUGGCAAGCCAGUUCCACUGCACUUCAUCAGAAGGGCAACAAAAGUUGCAGAUGUUAGUGCAGAACAACAUGCUCUUGCCAAAUACCUAAUGGAACUGACAAUAGGGGAUUAUGACAUGGCACAUUAUCCUCCAUCCCUGAUUGCAGCAGCGGCCGUCCACCUUGCUCAGAAACUCUUUAACUCUGGUGAAUGGACUCCCCUCUUGCAGUAUUACCUCUCGAAUGAAGAAGAGGAUUUGCUUCCAGUUAUGCAACACAUAGCAAAAAAUGUUGUCCAAGUCAAUAACGGUCUCACCAAGCAUAUGACUGUUAAGAACAAAUAUGCUAGAAAGAGUGAACUAAGGAUCAGCACCAUCUUGCAACUGACACCAGUCCUGAUUUUCAAUUUGUCAAGAUCAGUAAUCUCCAAACAAUAA